AUGGCGGGGUGUGUGGCCGCCCUGCCUGGCCUUCGUCGUCGCCGAGACUCAACAUCUUUGUUCUACGAGCUGCCGUCCAACGCCUCCCUCAUCCUGGGUGACAUCCUGGCGGGUUUCGACUGUAGUGAUCUGGCCUACGGCUAUUACGCCGACGAGGCCAACAACUGCGCCAUCUUCCACGUGUCUCUCCCCUACAUCGACUUCGGCCAGAUCAUCACCAGGCACUUCUCCUUCAUGUGUGGGGAGGGCACCGUCUUCGAUCAGGAGCGUUUCGUUUGCGACUUCCAUCAAAGCGCUUUAGCUUGCUCUCAGUCUGCCUCCUUCAGGAAAUCCAACGUUUAUUUUGGCCGCGUGAAUGCUAAUUUUCUUGAGGAGGAGUAA
Messenger RNA from Homarus americanus (American lobster), 381 nucleotides. RefSeq names its product U-scoloptoxin(01)-Cw1a-like. Gene Ontology annotation, molecular function: chitin binding. The transcript has a single exon. Gene Ontology annotation, cellular component: extracellular region. NCBI's taxonomy places the organism in Eukaryota, Metazoa, Arthropoda, Malacostraca, Decapoda, Nephropidae. Bases 1 to 381 code for a protein of 126 amino acids. The record is from RefSeq and is a predicted model, not a curated record.